GUGUGCUAACGGCUACAUUAGCUGUGAAACUUUUUUUUAUUACCGUAAUUAUGUAUUAUGUAAUUCUUAAAACUUUUAUAUUAUAAACCACUAAAUAAAUAAAUAUGCAUACAUUUAUUUUUUUCAAAUGCGCCAAUCACAGUGGUCUGCAUACAUCUGACUCCUCCUGUUGGAACUCACUUCGCAGAGCUCAACAAGCAGAGACACUUGGCUGAAGUUCACAUUGAUGCUCUUUUGAUUGCGCAAGCCAGGCUCGCUAGUUUAUUUGGAAGUGUACGUAAUGUCGGCAGGCACCAGAUCUGGGAAAGUUUUAAGAAAGAACACAACAGCAGCGAAGGACGACAAAAUGCUCCCCUCCGCCUCCGCUCAAACAUGUGACAUCAACUUUGACAGUGGUGAUGACUCCACAGAUACCCCCCAUGUCUCUGAACCGAAGAAAGGUGACCGGUCACCAACGGUGAAGAAUCUCCUCCAAAAGGCCAAGAUGAGAGAGCGGUCUCAAGAUAAGAAACUCCAGAAAGUGAUAAAGGAGAGGGAUGCUCUUCGCAAACAACUGGCAUACCUGUCUAAAGCUCCCAGAGAAGAACAAUCUUCAGAGGAAGACACUGCCUCCUGCUCAUCAUUGUCUUCAAUGAGCCGGUCCUCCUCCUGUUCUUCCUCCUCCUCCUCAGAUGAGAAGAUGAAACGAAAGGGCAAGGGAAAACUCAGACUUUCAAAGACAAAGAACAAAAUAAAGAAGGCCAGGAAGCACCACAAAGUGACUGAUGUCCGCAAAAGAGCCCGUGGCCCUUUUGAAGUGAUAAGAAGAUACAAGAAGGUCCUGAAAGCAUACAAUCGGGGCUUGAAAUUGUCGGCUUCCUGUGCAUACGCAGGGGUGAACGAACUCACAGUCAGGUCCACGGCAAGCAUUGCAGAGCUGGCAACAGCGUCACCUGCCGAGUUCACAAAGCUCCUCGAUAAAACCAAACAGGGAAAGCUGAAAGAUGUAGCAAAUUUAUGCGAAAACUACAUUAAAGGUGAUGCUCAGGUUCAGACAAAAAUAGAUGACUUAAAAAGUCAAUGCAAAUUAAUCCCGUAUGCAAAGAGAGCAUAAUUAU
Molecule: messenger RNA, 1097 nt
Organism: Gadus chalcogrammus (walleye pollock)
Lineage: Eukaryota; Metazoa; Chordata; Actinopteri; Gadiformes; Gadidae
Exons: 4
Coding region: 281-1093 (270 amino acids)
Cellular component (GO): nucleoplasm
Source: RefSeq, a predicted model, not a curated record